Molecule: messenger RNA, 1516 nt
Organism: Nyctereutes procyonoides (raccoon dog)
Lineage: Eukaryota; Metazoa; Chordata; Mammalia; Carnivora; Canidae
Gene: VSIG1
Product: V-set and immunoglobulin domain containing 1
Exons: 8
Coding region: 1-1284 (427 amino acids)
Biological process (GO): epithelial cell morphogenesis; maintenance of gastrointestinal epithelium
Cellular component (GO): plasma membrane
Source: RefSeq, a predicted model, not a curated record
AUGGGGUUGCAGAAAGAAGAGUGUACCAUUUUUGUUCUGAUGAUUACUUUUUCAGGUCAAGUUAGUAUGGUGCAGGUGACCAUCCCAAACAGCAUUGUGAACGUGACUAUUGGAUCUGAUGUCACACUUGUCUGCACCUACACCAGCACUGUGGCCUCCCGAGACAAGCUCUCCAUCCAGUGGUCAUUCUUUCACAAGAAGGACUUACCACCAACUUCCCACAGCCCGUGCCUCAAUACUGAGGGUAUGGAGGAAAAGGCAGUCAGUCAGUGUCUAAAUAUGGCGCAUGCAAGAGACGCUCGGGGAAGAUGUAGCUGGACCUCUCAGAUUUACUAUUCCGAAGGUGGACAAGCUGUAGCCAUCGGGCAAUUUAAAGAUCGAAUUGUAGGGUCCAGCAGUCCAGAUAAUGCAUCUAUCACCAUUUCACAUAUGCAACCAGCAGAUAGUGGUGUCUACAUCUGCGAUGUUAACAACCCUCCUGAUUUUGUUGGAAAAAAUCAAGGCAUCCUUAAAGUCAAUGUGUUAGUGAAACCUUCUAAGCCCUUUUGCAGCAUCCAAGGAGUACCAGAAACUGGCCAUCCUAUAUCUCUUUCUUGCCUCUCGCUGCUUGGGACACCUUCCCCUGUAUACUACUGGUAUAAACUUGAAGGUGAAGACAUCAUCCCAGUGAAAGAAAACUUCAACCCAGCCACUGGGACUUUGGUUAUUGGAAAUCUGACCAGUUUUGAACAAGGUUAUUACCAGUGCACAGCUAUCAACAACCUUGGCAAUAGUUCCUGUGAAAUUGAUCUGACUUCUUCUCAUCCAGAAGUUGGAAUCAUCGUUGGGGCGCUGGUGGGGACCCUCAUAGGUGCUGCCAUCAUCGUCUCUGUCAUGUGCUUUGCAAGGAACAAAGCAAAGGCAAAGGGGAAAGAAAGGAAGCGAAAUUCAAAGACUACCACAGAACUCGAACCAAUGACAAAGGUAAACCAAAGUACAGAGUUUGAGGCAAUGCCAGAUGAACACGUGAUCCAGCUAGAAGCUACCUUGCCACCUUCUGGCCAUGAGGAUGACCCCGAUGCCAUCCUAGGGCCAGAUCAUCAUCCUAUCCCGGAGCCAGAGGCUGUCCAGGAGCCUACCCCGCAGCCUGCCCCUGGGCCGCAGCCUGUCCCAGGUCUGGAGCUUGAGAUAAAGCUGGAGCCAGAGCUGAAGCCAGACCCAGAUCCGGAGCCGGAGCUGGAGCCUGAGUCUGAGCCUGAGCCUGGGAUUAUAGUGGAGCCCUUGUGUGAGAAGGAUAGGGAGUGAGUAAGCCAUAGGCUGUAGCCUAAGUACAGUGUUCAUCGCUAAGGAACUUAUUACUGGUAUUUGGAAUUCAGCUGCCCUAACUAGUCUCCCACCCCCUCCCUCUGUUCUGACUAACGCUUUUCUAACAAGGUGCCCCUACCAUCAAUCCCAAACAAAUAGGUCAAGAUAAAUACAAGGGUUCCUGCAUGACUUACACUUUUACUAACAUGUAAGCCUAACCGAUGACAAAGUG